Messenger RNA from Spathaspora passalidarum NRRL Y-27907, 1101 nucleotides. RefSeq names its product Fgr41p (gene FGR41). The transcript has a single exon. The record is from RefSeq and is a predicted model, not a curated record. NCBI's taxonomy places the organism in Eukaryota, Fungi, Ascomycota, Pichiomycetes, Serinales, Debaryomycetaceae. Bases 12 to 1034 code for a protein of 340 amino acids.
CUCCUCCAACCAUGAAGUUCUCAGCAUUCUUAUUACCCACACUCCUUGUAAUCUCUCACGCAUUCCCUGUUGUCAAAAAAAGAGAUGAAGUUUUAACAACAAUAACGAACGUCUACACCGACUAUACUACCACGACAAGAUCGCAGUCAACAUUUACUAACACUAUAGUUCACAUGGAAACCGUGACUACCACGAAAAUCACCGGUACCGUCACCGUUACGCUUUAUCCGGGUCAAAGCAUACCAACUCAAGUACAGAAGGUGGAAACUGUCAGUGUUUCGCCUAAGGCCCAUACGAAGAAGAAAGGCGAUGACAAGGUAGUGGUGAAAGAAGUUGAGACUGCUACUGUUGACCCUCCAGCUACAUCAGCUGAAGCUGUUACAACUAAAGCAGAUGGACCAACUACUAGCACUGAAUCUACUAGUACUGACUCUAGUGAUAAUGAUAAAACCACUACUCCAACUACUAGUUCUACCAGUGGCACCCCUGAAUCCACAUUAGCUGACCCUACCACAAGUUCUUCUGAUGAUGAUACUCCUAGUACCUCCAAUGAUCCUACUACUUCCAAUGAUCCUACUACUUCCAAUGAUCCUACUACUUCCAAUGAUCCUACUACUUCCAAUGAUCCUACUACUUCCAAUGAUCCUUCUACUUCCAAUGAUCCUACUAUCUAUCCAACUACAAGCUCCUCUGAUAAUGAUACUACUACGACUUCUAGUGAUCCUACCGUUGAUCCAAGUACAAGUUCUUCCGAUAUUAAUACCCCUACAGCUGACCCCUCUACAAGUCAUCCAACUUCCACCGCUCCUUCUUCAACUAAAUCACCCAGUAUCACUGCCACUCCAACUACCCAUACCCCAACUACAACUCCUGCACCUUCUACCUUCCCAUCAUCAUGGAUAAUCGACAGCAUUACCACCGAAACAACCGAUGGUGUCUGUUAUGUCGAUUAUUACUACCAUUACGACACAGAAACCGAUGAACCACCAAUCACCCUGACUUCUACUAUUUACACUACGGUGACUAAAAUAUGAUUGUACCAGUCUUUUUGUAUAAAAGUUUUUGUAUCUUUAUGUAACUAUAAUAAAAGUAUACCCUUAU